Molecule: messenger RNA, 4336 nt
Organism: Symphalangus syndactylus (siamang)
Lineage: Eukaryota; Metazoa; Chordata; Mammalia; Primates; Hylobatidae
Gene: KLHL5
Product: kelch like family member 5
Molecular function (GO): protein binding
Source: RefSeq, a predicted model, not a curated record
AUAGAAACCCCUGGCGGGGCAGUGGCGGCCGCGGUCUCUCGGGGCGCGCGGCCCGGCGAGGGGGCGGGGCCUGGCGGCAGGGGGCGGGGCGGGCAGCUGAUGGCGACGCGCCGGGACUGACGGGCUAACCGGUUCCCGACCCCCGCCUACUCGCCCGCCCCCUCCGGGGCCGCCCGGGAACUCUGACCCCCCGGCCUGGCGCCGCCUGACGGAGCGGGAGUGGCCCGCUCCGGGCCGGCCGGCGCCGGGGGUGAGGCAGCCCGGACGGGUCUAGGGGCGCGCGAGGGGCCGCAUCCCACUCAGCUCGCCGGCCGCGGCCCCCGCCUCCCCCCUCCUCCCGCCAGACCGCCCCGGCCCGCCGUGACCCCCGGCCGCCUCCGGAGCCCGACGCGGACUUCCAAUAGUAGUCAGACAUUAUCAUCCUGUCAUACUAUGGAGCCAUGUACAUCGGAUGAAUUUUUCCAAGCCCUUAAUCAUGCCGAGCAAACAUUUAAAAAAAUGGAAAACUAUUUGAGACAUAAACAGUUGUGCGAUGUAAUUUUAGUCGCUGGUGAUCGCAGAAUUCCAGCUCACAGAUUGGUGCUCUCCUCUGUCUCAGACUAUUUUGCUGCCAUGUUUACUAAUGAUGUCAGAGAAGCAAGACAAGAAGAAAUAAAAAUGGAAGGUGUAGAACCGAAUUCAUUGUGGUCCUUGAUCCAGUAUGCUUAUACAGGCCGCCUUGAAUUAAAAGAAGAUAAUAUUGAGUGCCUGUUAUCUACAGCUUGCCUUCUUCAGCUUUCACAGGUUGUAGAAGCAUGCUGUAAGUUUUUAAUGAAACAGCUUCAUCCAUCCAACUGUCUUGGAAUUCGUUCUUUUGCUGAUGCCCAAGGUUGUACAGAUUUGCAUAAAGUGGCUCACAAUUAUACUAUGGAGCAUUUCAUGGAAGUGAUCAGAAACCAGGAAUUUGUAUUAUUACCAGCCAGCGAAAUUGCAAAGCUCUUGGCUAGUGAUGACAUGAACAUUCCUAAUGAGGAGACAAUAUUGAAUGCACUUCUUACUUGGGUCCGUCAUGAUUUGGAACAGAGACGGAAAGAUCUAAGUAAACUUUUGGCUUAUAUUAGGCUACCUCUUCUUGCACCACAGUUCCUGGCAGACAUGGAAAAUAAUGCACUUUUUCGGGAUGAUAUAGAAUGUCAGAAACUCAUUAUGGAAGCAAUGAAGUACCAUUUAUUACCAGAGAGACGACCCAUGUUACAAAGUCCUCGGACAAAACCUAGGAAGUCAACUGUUGGUACAUUAUUUGCAGUUGGGGGAAUGGAUUCAACAAAAGGAGCAACAAGCAUUGAAAAGUAUGAUCUGCGUACAAAUAUGUGGACUCCAGUAGCAAAUAUGAAUGGGAGGAGGCUACAGUUCGGUGUUGCAGUGCUAGAUGACAAACUGUAUGUGGUUGGAGGAAGAGAUGGACUGAAGACUUUGAAUACCGUAGAGUGCUACAACCCCAAAACAAAAACUUGGAGUGUGAUGCCACCUAUGUCCACACAUAGACAUGGCCUUGGUGUGGCUGUACUGGAAGGUCCCAUGUAUGCUGUAGGAGGACAUGAUGGCUGGAGCUAUCUGAACACAGUGGAAAGAUGGGACCCUCAGGCUCGCCAGUGGAAUUUUGUUGCCACUAUGUCUACCCCUAGGAGUACAGUAGGUGUGGCAGUACUAAGUGGAAAACUUUAUGCAGUUGGUGGUCGUGAUGGAAGUUCUUGUCUCAAAUCAGUAGAGUGUUUUGAUCCUCAUACUAAUAAGUGGACAUUGUGUGCACAGAUGUCAAAAAGGAGAGGUGGUGUAGGAGUGACAACCUGGAAUGGACUGCUGUAUGCUAUAGGGGGGCAUGACGCUCCUGCAUCCAAUGUGACUUCCAGACUCUCAGACUGUGUGGAGAGAUAUGAUCCCAAAACAGACAUGUGGACUGCAGUAGCAUCCAUGAGCAUCAGCAGAGAUGCAGUGGGGGUCUGUUUACUUGGUGAUAAGUUAUAUGCUGUUGGGGGGUAUGAUGGACAGGCAUACCUUAAUACCGUGGAGGCUUAUGAUCCCCAGACAAAUGAGUGGACCCAGGUUAUUUGAUUGUUCCAAGAGACUUACAGUGAUCAAAACAACUGAUUCAGAUGGAGAACUACUGAGAAUUCUCUUAUAACUGAAGUCUGACCUGUUCUUAAAAUCUACUCAUUGGUCUAGGAGGUCAAACUGAUUAGGAAGUCAUUUUGGCAUCUGACAAAAAUACUUUAGUACAUACCCUAACAUAUGUAAGUACAAAUUAAACUUUCUUAAUACUUUGCAUUACUCACCCCCCCAAUCCAUGUUAACAUUUCAACUCUCCUGGAUCAAAUGCAUAGAUUCUUACUGUGUUCAGAGUAAUUCUUCAGAACUAUUUUUGUCCACACUUUUAUUUCCACUGUGAAUUACCCAGUGUCUAGAGUUCCUAUUAUUUAAAACAGAGGGGAAAGAUUUAAGAAUUGUUCUUUAUCCAUAAAUUUAGAUUGUAUUCCUUCCCCUAGCAACCCUCCCCCGACUUCUGUCUCACUGUAAUAGAGCUCAUUCACUGAGUUUGUUUCCACUCCUAGUGGAGUUGGAUGGGUAGCAUUUAUUAUUUAUUUAGUCUGCUAAAAAGUAGUAGAAUGGGUUUAGACUUUUCAGCCAUGCACGUAGAAGGUAGUCAAAAAAUGUGAGGUUAUGAGUUCUUCUAGAAUAAGCAGAUCCCCAGGCAUUCAGAGUAUUUUGUGUGCUAUCUCUGAGAUAGCAUGGCUGUUAGAGGACCUCUCUAGAUAACACUUGAUCUUUCCUCCAUAUUGGUCACAGAGUUACUGUAAGUGUUCAGCAUUUCUUCAUAUCCAUACUGUGCAUCAUUUUGGCUAAAACAGUGUUUCAUGUAGAUUAAUUAUUGAGCUGUUUUUAAAAAUCACCUUUAAAGAAGAGUGAAUGCUACACAAUCAUGAUGUACCCAAAACAACUUAGUCUAUGAAACUUUGCCAUGGAGGGUGGUUCUUGGGAAGGGGACCAGGCCAGAAACAGCGCUGAUACAGCAGGGGCCAGGGCAGCAACCCUUUGCCAACAAGUACAGGCUGUUUCAAUAUUUCACCAACUGGCAUAGUAGUGUUGACAUUUUAACCUACAAAUCCAAUACAUAUUUCUUUUUCUUUUUUAGGUUGCUCCACUUUGCCUAGGAAGAGCUGGAGCUUGUGUUGUGACUGUAAAAUUAUAAUUUAGUGCUCUGUUUUCUACAUGAAGACACCGUCUUCCUUUAUUAAUUUAGUAUAAUUAUUCUAUCAAUGGAUACAUUUUUAGUAAACGUGCAUUGUCACAAUCCUGGGCACAAAGUGCCUGAUCUCAAAGUGAAGAUAGUAAAACAAGGGAGGAAGCAGUGGAUGGACCAGGAUUAAUUCCUUUCAUUUCUUAGUAAAUUAAAACCUGCAGCUGGUGGAUUGUGAACACACAUUCCCGAUGUAAUAAUUGAGGACAAAUGCACUGCUCUGGAACAUAGCCCAGUCAAGCACAUCUUACUCACAUCCAGAUUUAUUUUCCUACAGUGCAAACACACCAGAUGAAACUUUAAAAUGUUACUUUUUAUAAGCUUAUCAUAAAUGAGUUGCAGUAAUUUGCUUGUUUACCUACAACCACUAUUUUAAUGAUAUACUAAAGAUAACACUAUUUAGUUUUUUCAGAAACAUCUGCAUUAUAUGUGUGUUGGUUGUGGAUUUUGUUUCUAAAAUUGGCUUAGUUCAAUAAAUAAAGAAAAGCAUUAAGGACUUAAAGCAACAAUAACCAAAUAAAAACUUGAUAGGAUCUUUGAAGUCUAUUUAAAUAUUCAUUCCAUUACAUCUAGACUCACCAAGAACUACAUGUUAUGAUGUUAAGUUGAAGCUGAAACAUGAUGUUUUGCAUUAAAUUUAAGAUAUGCAAAUUUAUGUAGAGAAAAUAAAUGUUAUAUACCCUAUAAUGUUCUUUCACCUAAUUAGUAUUUAAUUAUAUGGAUUUGUUUUAUAUUAUAAAAGACGUUUUGAUUUUGUCUUUUGAUAUUGACAAAAUUGUUUGGAUAUCCUUAUGUGCUCAAGUCUGUAUCUGCCUCCCCUGCCUUAUUUCGUAUGUUUUGCCACAGUUAACCCAUUGUGCUUCUUUGUAAUCAGUUUGUGGGGGAAUGGGCUUAUUGAACGUCUAAAAAAUAAGUUUAAAGAAGUGUUUGUUACCCUAAGUUUUUUACAUUUGUAAACUCUAAUUACAUAUGUGAACGUUAUUACUCUCAGUGAAUUGUUAUUGUUUGCAAAAAUGCACUGGGCAGUAACAUUUUGUGAUAAAUCCUACAAGAUAUAAGUCA